Paraphaeosphaeria sporulosa is the source of this 1685-nucleotide messenger RNA. RefSeq names its product peroxysomal citrate synthase. The transcript has a single exon. The record is from RefSeq and is a predicted model, not a curated record. Lineage: Eukaryota; Fungi; Ascomycota; Dothideomycetes; Pleosporales; Didymosphaeriaceae. The coding region runs from base 110 to 1600 and encodes 496 amino acids. Gene Ontology annotation, biological process: tricarboxylic acid cycle. Gene Ontology annotation, molecular function: acyltransferase activity, acyl groups converted into alkyl on transfer.
CAGUGGGCACGGUGAUUCUGUCUCUAUAUAGACACCCACGGCUUUGAGUCUUGUCGGAUCGACCAGCGCGCCAUCACUCCCAGGCUCGGCUCUUGACCCCUUCUCCAUAAUGGCCGUCCACAAAAACACUCCGCGGCAGUCCCUCACGGUCGUCGACAACCGCACCGGAAAGUCCUACGAGCUGCCCAUCACGCACAACUCCGUCCUGGCCACCGACAUCAAGAAGAUAAAAGCUGAGCCCUCGCCCACGGACACUGCCGAAGAUGAGACCAAACAGGGCCUCCGCGUGUACGACCCCGCCUACAUGAACACGGCGGUCGUCCAGAGCAAAAUUACGUACAUUAAUGGUUUGGAGGGGAUCCUGAGAUACCGUGGGUACCCUAUCGAACAGCUGGUUCAGAAGAGCAAUUUUCUGGAGACGGCGUAUUUGCUUAUCUACGGGGAGUUGCCUACGGAGCCGCAGUACGCAGAUUGGCAGAGCGAAGUCGGCCAGCACACAUUCGUGCACACAGACAUCGAGGGCCUGCUGAAGAGCUUCCGCUAUGAUUCCCACCCCAUGAGCAUGCUGACCGCGGGCUUUGCCGCCUUGGGUGCCUUCGCUCCAGAAGCCAACCCCUCGCUCCGCGGGCAGAAGCUAUACACAGCUGCUGCGAGCGGCGACAUGGAGAGCCUCAAGGUCCUCGACAAGCAGAUCCUGCGGAUUCUCGGAAAAGCGCCCACCCUCGCCGCAGCCUCGUACCGCAUGCGCCAGGGCCGCCCGUUCAAUCGCCCCGCCCAGGGACUCUCCUACACGGGCAACUUUCUCCACCUGCUGGACACGCUGAGCGACGCCGGGAAGCCGUACACGCCGCACCCCGUCCUCGAGAAAGCCCUCGACGCCCUCUUCAUCAUCCACGCCGACCACGAAGUAAACUGCUCCACGGCCACGGUUCUGCAAGUCGGCUCCUCGCUGGUCGACCCCUACUCCGUCGUCGCGGCCGGGUGCGCAGCGCUCUACGGCCCCUCCCACGGCGGCGCCUCGGAGAGCGCAAUCCGCAUGCUCAUGGAGAUCGGCUCCCCGGAAAACGUCCCCGCCUUCAUGAAAGACGUCGAGGCCCGCAAGCGCGUGCUCGUCGGAUUCGGGCACCGCGUGUACAAGAACGUGGACCCCCGCUCCACCGCGAUCCGGCAGCUGGCCGAGGACGUGUUCAAAGUCACCGGCCGCAACAAGCUGCUCGACACGGCGCUGGAGCUCGCGCGGUACGCGCGCGAGAGCGACUUCAUGCGUUCCCGGAACUUGUAUCCCAACGUCGACUUCUACUCCGGCCUGAUCUACCAGGCGAUGGGCUUCCCGCUCGACUUUUACCCCGUGCUGUUUGCCGUGCCGCGGUGUGUGGGGUGGCUCGCGCAUUGGCGGCAGCAGAUGCUUACGCCGUCGGGUGUCAAGAUCUGGCGGCCGCGACAGCUGUAUGUGGGGUCUGGAGAGAGGGAGUAUGUUGAGGCGAGGGAGAGAGAGAGGAAGGAGGGCGCCACGGUGUUUGAUGCUCCGGUGCAGGUUCACCAUGGGGGAGAUAGCAAGAGGAAUUUGCUUGCGGUUGGGAGGGUAAGAGCGAGGUUGUAGAGGGUGGAACUGUGUGGUUGUGUUGUGUUGAUAUUUGACGUGAGAGCUUUUUGAGUGGCGUGAUGAGUGCGUUUGUAGGUUUUGU